Messenger RNA from Oppiella nova, 776 nucleotides. The record is from the annotation of a GenBank genome assembly. NCBI's taxonomy places the organism in Eukaryota, Metazoa, Arthropoda, Arachnida, Sarcoptiformes, Oppiidae.
CGCACUCGGGUUCUCAGAGACGACCCUUUCAUUUGGCUUUGAGUCCAAUACGUGUCCGCUACCAAUGGACAGGUAUUACGGUUUGCAGUGCAAUAACCGUACAGUAGAACCCAUUAAACACUAACACAACCACUCCCGACACCAUUCCUCAUGACUUGACAAUGACUGACAAUCUAUGCUGUGAUCCAUCAGUUGAUUGCGACGAACCGCCCAUCAUUGGCGACCCCUGGAGUGCAAGCAUUCCUCCGAAUCUGGACUAUAUAUUGCGGAUCGAAGAGGGAGUCGUUCGCGUCUACAAAGGCAAAGACGAUCUCCAAGACGGGCGACAUGCUCCCUAUCCCGUGACGACAUUCAACCACUUCAUCGAUGACAUGAAGUUCUUGUGCCGCACCAUAACCGACGGACCGCUCAAAUCGUUUUGCUUCAAACGAUUGGCGUAUUUGUCGCACAAAUUCCAACUCCACGUCCUGUUGAACGACUUGCAAGAGCUGAAGGCCCAGAAGCAGGUGCCGCAUCGGGACUUUUACAACGUACGCAAAGUGGACACUCACGUGCACGCGGCCUCCUGUAUGAACCAAAAACAUUUGUUGCGAUUCAUUAAGAAGACCAUCAAAACGAGGAAAGACGAUAAGGUAUGUCUGGACGGCACCGGCAAAGCACUGACAUUGGAACAGGUGUUCAAUUUACUGCAACUCACAUCCUAUGACCUGAGCGUUGAUAUGUUGGACGUUCACGCCGACAGAAACACGUUCCACAGGUUCGACAAAUUCAACACC